Colletotrichum acutatum is the source of this 748-nucleotide messenger RNA. RefSeq lists its product as uncharacterized. The record is from RefSeq and is a predicted model, not a curated record. The transcript is spliced from 2 exons. NCBI's taxonomy places the organism in Eukaryota, Fungi, Ascomycota, Sordariomycetes, Glomerellales, Glomerellaceae. The coding region runs from base 188 to 409 and encodes 73 amino acids.
CAGGCGCCCUCUAGGUCGGGGGUCAGGUCAAACCUGUGGCGUGGGUGGUGGAGUGGUUAAUGGUCGAUGAUCAUUUACGCCAACUAGCCUACUCGACGAUAGGCUUAGCUUGUACCCGAGUUUGAAUUCCAGCUUGUGCGCCAGAGAUGUUGCCCCCUUUCGACACCGGGGAGGGGGGGCUCUUUUGAUGUUUUGUUUAAUGUUGGUGGUGUCCUUUUUUUAUUUUGUGUUUAUGCUUCGAGUUGUAUUCGUUGCGGCUGCUUCUUCUCCCAGUUCGAAAUGGAUAAGUCGAGUGAACUACUAUCCUACAUUUGCAUUAAGACAGAUUGGGAAGUCGUGGCGUUGGCUAUGUUACUCUGGUUCUCUACGAUGUGAAGUUUGGAAAUUGGAUCUUACUGGCCUAUACUGAACCUGAGGAUGUCUUUGUUCUGUCAAUUCAUAGCCGCAUCUUCGUCUUGAGAUAUAAAUGAAGGUAACCGACGGUUCCUGGGGUUGUCUGGUAUUGUGAGCACUUCAGCUCUCAAUCAAUAAUCAUUCCCGUGGGAUCUAAGGGGAAGGAAGCAGUUCAAGUCAAAUCGUCGAAAGGGCAUCUUCCGUGAGAUCUGUAUUACUCCAUGGUUGACAGGUAUCUACCUACUGCAGGCUGCAAAGAUUACCUGAAGGGGCAAGUCAGGGUAGGGCUGCUGUUGACAAUGGGACGCUGUCGACAGUGGGACGCUGAGCCUGCUCCAGGUGAAUCACUCACCGG